CUCAAGCCCGCCGAGCUGCAAGUCCGCAGCUUGUCGAUAGUCGCUUCCAGCGAUGUGGCGAUGGUCCUAUGGCUUCCUUACACACAAUCGACGAUGUCGGCACUGCAGAGGCGCUUUCAGAUCGCUGUCACAGGGCACAUUGUCCACGUUCUCGCGACCGACUACAUCGAGAGCGACGCGCCGCCGUCAGGGCAGUGCCUCAGCGCCACGUCUGUCGUGCCGCUCGAUUUAUUUUUGAGUAACACUGCGUGGCCAAGGUUCCAAGCGGACCUCGAGGCGUACGUUCGCGCACCUGUAGCACUGGUCGACGUGACCAGCGACAGCUUUACGCUUUGUGCAUGGACCUCGCAUGCGGCGGCAGCGGCACUGACCGAGUACCUUUUGUCGCAAACGACGGGCCUUGCCUCCGUACAACCGACCCCAUCGAAUAUUUCGAUGGAAAUUGCACCGCCGACAGCGACCGAGGUCGACUGCCAAGGGUCGUUUUGUGUCGUCUUGCACUGGUCCGUGCCGAGCGCGCUGGUCCUGACGGCGCGGACCGAGCUCGCGCUAUCGACAACACUGGUCGACGCCAACGCCUCACACGUGCGCGACGGCGACACGUGGCUCUUGUCGACCACCGACGAUGACGCGACUAUGGGGUUUCGCUGCGUCUUGGCGUCGGCCAGCGGACCAAUCGAAUUGACCUGGGCAGCAGAAAGACUAUCAAGCGACGACGACAGCGCGUCAUCGGUGCUGACGCCAUUGACCCUGCCCGACAACUGGAGCGCGCACUUGUCGUCGUCCGAGUACCACGGCAGGUUUGUCCAAAUGACGAUUGCGCUGUCACCGCCAACGGACAAGGACGCGUGUGACGCGGCUUGCGUCGCGCUGGAUGCGUGCUUGGCCGCACUCGUCGACUGGCCGCUGCUGGCGGCCGACCUGCGCGCCAUGGACCCGAGCUCGCGCGCCGACCUCUCGGGCAUGUUUUCCUCUUGCGAUGCCGCGUCGUGGCACCAAUGGUACCUCUCCAAUGGGCACUCUGUCGGCGCCUCCGUUGCAUUUCUCUUGACGCCGGCGCAGCAGUCGCUCGACGUCUUGCAAGCGCCAGGAACACUCUUCGUGCAUUGCAAUGUCUGGGACGAAAAGUGGCCGCUGUAA
This is a messenger RNA of Saprolegnia parasitica CBS 223.65, 1140 nucleotides long. RefSeq lists its product as hypothetical. The transcript has 2 exons. The record is from RefSeq and is a predicted model, not a curated record. Lineage: Eukaryota; Oomycota; Saprolegniomycetes; Saprolegniales; Saprolegniaceae. The coding region runs from base 61 to 1140 and encodes 359 amino acids.